AUGGCGUAUUUUCUGGAUACGUCGUAUGCUGGAGAGGCGCUGCUCUCUGGCUUCAACUGGUUUGACGGGGUGGAUCCAUCUCAUGGAUUUGUUUCCUAUCAAAACAGACAAAAUGCCGAGCAAAUGGGCCUCUACAGCAUCGAUAACAAUUCAGGGGUUGUUAGGAUAGGAGUCGACAGCACGCAUAGAUAUUCAACUCUGGACCGAGGUCGGCCGAGCAUUCGAAUCGAAAGCAAAGAAACGUAUGAGCAUGGCCUCUUUAUUGCAGACUUUUUGCAUAUGCCUCCGUCACACUGCGGUCUGUGGCCAGCGUUUUGGUCAUAUGGCGAUAACUGGCCCUACGACGGCGAAAUCGACAUUAUAGAAGGCGUCAAUAUGGCGCACAACAACAUCAUAUCCGCGCACACUGCCGAUGGCUGCACCCAGGACUCAUCCAUAAACGGCCUCUAUAGCGGCCAGCAACUAAACACGCAAUGCGCCGUGGGGACCGAUAACAUUGGCUGUGGUUUCAACCCUUCGCCUGACGACGUCUCAUCCUAUGGUGACGGAUUCAACGCUGCUCACGGAGGCGUAUACGCCAUGGAGUGGAACGAAGAACAUAUUCGUAUCUGGCACUUUGCUCGAGGGUCGAUUCCUCGCGAUAUCGAGAACAAGGAGCCGGAUCCCGAACGCUGGGGACAGCCAGUGGCCAUUUUUGGAGGAUCUAGCUGUGAUGUGGACACGUAUUUCAAGAAUAUGAGACUGGUUCUCAACAUUAACUUUUGCGGAGACUAUGGCAAUGCCGUAUGGGGCAAAACAGACACAUGCAACCAAUUCGCGCCAACAUGCGCCGAAUACGUGGCAGAAAACCCAGAGGCCUUUGCAAACGCCUUUUGGGACGUGCGAUAUAUCGAUGCGUACCAGUUCCGCCCUGAGAAUCGUAACCCGCAACCAGACCACCCAAAUCGUCCAGGUCAUCCAGAUCGGCCAGAUCAUUGGGAACCCACGACGACAACGACAAUGACUACUCGGGCCACUGCCACCGUGACUGUGUUCGGGCCUGGGAAUUUGCAUCGUCCUCCAUAUCUUAACAGCACUCGUGGUUCCAAUGGCCCUCACGGCAAUCCCAUCCCCAUUGUACCAAUCGAGCCUGCUGCCACCAGGGCUCCUGUGAAUCCCAUCAAGAUCGGGGACUACGCAUAUCUCGGAUGCUUCCACUCGGGCAGUGACUUCAAAUCAUUCCGCGAAGUCGAUUCCGGCAAAGACAUGGCUCUCGAGCGAUGCAUUGAUCUCUGCCACGAACAAAAAUACGUGGGCGUCUUCGACACCCGCUGCUUCUGCGCAGACCACCUCGAUGCCCGCACAGCAGCAGCCCAAAAGGAGGGCCUAUGCAGCCGCGUCUGUCCCGGUGACAGUCGUGAAUUAUGCGGCGGCAUCAUUGGACGUGGAGGAGACGGCCAAGGCCGCCUCCCAGGAACAUUCUCUAAUUCGACUUCAUCUUCUUCGCCGUUUGCGCUUACUGUUUACGGCCGUGUUGCGGAGGAGAAGCCCAAAGCUCCUCCAGCUAUGGCGCCUGGUUCGAACGAGGUUGCGCCAAAGGCCUACCCUCAUAAGCCGUCUUGGACCACUCAAGUUGCCGAGGUGACUGUCUUUCCGGUUUCUGAGCAAGGCUGGCAAGAGCAUAGCGAGGGCUGGUGGUCACAUGAAACUUGGAAUGGCAAUGGCUGGCAUGACGAUGGCAAUGGCGAGGAACAUGAAGAUGGCCAGCAGAAAGAAGAUGGACAACACAAAGACGGAGAUGACAAGGGGAAGUGGAACCCGGCGAAGCCUGAAAUCACAGAGGUUCUGAUUCCCGUGACGAAGACGGUUACGGAUUGCCCCGAAAGCACCACGACAAAGGAGCAUGUCGUGAUUCCGCCUGCUAGGCCGAAGUCUUGGGAUCCUGCUGAUCCCAAGGAGCACUGGAGCUCUGUGCCUCCUUUUGGUCCUCUGCCACCUUUGCCCACACCUGUUGACCCCAAGGAACCCGGGGAAUCCAAGGAGCACUGGACUUCUGUCCCUCCAUUUGGACCUUUACCGCCUUUUCCUACUCCACCGCCUUCUCAUGAUGAUGCUGAGUCUCAUAUGCCCCCUCAUGAUGAAGAUGCUCCAUUCCCACCUCCAUUCCAAACGGGUGCGCAUCCGCCCCUUCCUCAAGUGAUUAUUGCUGCAGCACCGGGGAAUCAUGAGGGUAAGAAGUAUCUUGUGAUUAUGGGACUGAGCGUACUGGCUAUUGUCAUGGGAGUGUUGUAA
Trichoderma atroviride IMI 206040 is the source of this 2271-nucleotide messenger RNA. RefSeq lists its product as uncharacterized. NCBI's taxonomy places the organism in Eukaryota, Fungi, Ascomycota, Sordariomycetes, Hypocreales, Hypocreaceae. The record is from RefSeq and is a predicted model, not a curated record. Gene Ontology annotation, biological process: glucan catabolic process. Gene Ontology annotation, molecular function: hydrolase activity, hydrolyzing O-glycosyl compounds.